GAGACGUGCCCAGAUAUAAGAUAGGAAGACUUGGGAGUACUUAUUCUGCAACCAAUCUCACUUCUCAUCCAACACAACAAUUGCACACCAAUAUCUAAAGCGCCUCGACACUUAAAUCUUUCUUCUAUUUCUUGCCUACUAACCAUGUCAAUCAAAAACGUCAUCAUCAUCGGGGCGGGCGGAAACCUAGGACCCUCAGUUCUGAAUGCCUUUUUGAAAGAGUCUUCUUUCAACACAACUGUGCUCUCACGUCAAAACUCAAAUUCCACAUUCCCUCCCGAUGUCAAAGUGAUCCACGCAGACUACGAUUCGCUAGAGAGUCUCCAAACAGCUUUCAAAGGACAGGAUGCCGUCGUAUCUCUUGUCGGUGGCAUGGCGCUUGGUGAUCAGCACAAGCUCAUUGAUGCUGCUAUUGCGGCAGGCGUGAAACGUUUCCUACCCUCAGAGUUCGGAAGCAACACGGCUAGCAAGCGGGCUCGUGAAAUUGUGCCCGUGUUUGAGGCCAAGUUUGCUACGGUUAACUAUCUCAAGAGCAGGGAGGCGGAAAUCAGCUGGACGGGUAUAAUCCCUGGAGCUUUCUUUGACUGGGGACUUAAGGUUGGGUUCUUGGGCUUCCAAAGCCACUCCAAGACAGUUAACUUUUUCGAUGAGGGCGAAGCUACAUUCUCCACAACGAACCUUCACCAAAUUGGUGUUGCAACAGUCAAGGCUCUCGAGCAUGCGGAUCUGACAAAGAACCAGUACGUGUACAUCAGCGGCUUCCAGACAUCACAAAAGGAAAUCCUGGCAGUGGCGGAGAAGGUGACUGGUACAAAGUGGACACUGGAGAAGAUCAGUACUAAGGACCAUAUUGCACAAGCCCGUGAGAAGCUCCAGAAGGGAGAAUUUUCGGCCAUUGCAGAUCUGCUUCAGGGCUUGGCAUUUUCAAAGGACGAGCAGCUGGGCGAUUUCUCGUCUUUGGGUCUUUGGAACGACAAGCUUGGAGUGCCAAAGGAGAGCCUUGAGGAGACUGUGAAGGCAGCGCUUGUUUAGAGAUGUGGAUAGACAAGUAACGAAUGCAAGAGUCAUGUU
Bipolaris maydis ATCC 48331 is the source of this 1071-nucleotide messenger RNA. Lineage: Eukaryota; Fungi; Ascomycota; Dothideomycetes; Pleosporales; Pleosporaceae. The record is from RefSeq and is a predicted model, not a curated record.